Molecule: messenger RNA, 1648 nt
Organism: Cyprinus carpio (common carp)
Lineage: Eukaryota; Metazoa; Chordata; Actinopteri; Cypriniformes; Cyprinidae
Product: zinc finger protein 185
Exons: 7
Coding region: 163-1524 (453 amino acids)
Source: RefSeq, a predicted model, not a curated record
GUCAUUGUUUCAACAGCAGAAUAGAACACGGUGUUCCUGAACACUCAUACUGUAAGCUGGACUGCAGACAAAGACCAUGCAUACACACAGAAAUUAUUAUCUUACAUCAAGGAAACAAAUUCAAAGUUCAGUGAAGGCCUGACUGAAGAAGACGAUCUUGCCAUGUCCACUGAUGUUAACAGGGAGGCCGUAUUCCAGGCGACAAAGGUUCGAACCCAUCUGAAACAAGAUGGAAGCUGGAUCAACAGAUCUAAAAAUGUUGAGGACACACAGUCAGAUGUAAAAGCAAGUAAACCAAUAAAGCAAGGAAAACCUAAAAAUGUUUCAUCACCUGAAAGCAGUUCGGUCUCUUCCUCCGUCAUGCCAUGUGCAGAGAGUACCACCACCUCCUCCAGCCUGGACUCGUCCACACCCCCUCAAAGCUCUUAUGUCGUGUCAGCCUUAAGGAAGUUUGAUGCACAUCCUGUCCUUGAGGACCCCAGGAGAGCACAUGUAGAGAAAGCAGUGGAGACAUCCAUAGCCAAAGCCACAGAGCAACCACUGAAGACACCAGCAGAUGCUUCUGUAAAGGACAUAGUGGAAAAACCAAUCGCUAUACCUGAAGACGAACCAUUGAAGACACAUGCAGAUGUUUCUGUAAAGGACAUAAUGGAGAAACCUACAAAUAAACCUGUAGAGGAACCAAUGAAGAUGCAUGCAGACGCUCCUAAAUUGGAUGUAGUGGAGAAACCUAUAGAGGAACCAUUGAAGACACAUGCAGACACUCCUAAAACAGACAUAGUGGAGAAACCUGUUAAAGAACCAUUGAAUACACAUGCAGACACUCCUAAAAUGUGCGUAGUGGAGAAUAUAAUUAAACCUGUAGAGGAACCAUUGAAGACACCUACAGAUGUUCCUGUAAAGAACAUAGUGGAGAAACCUGCAGAGAGACACACAGAGACUGUAGAGGGAACAAGGAAGACACCUGUAGAUGGAGCUUCAACAAAUCAAACACAAUCCAGUGGAGCGCUGCAGGAGAAAACAGUCAAAACCCUACAUGAGAACCCAGCAAAGCCUUCACUGACUACAGAGAAUAAAGAGGAUGAUACAGUUGAACAAGUCUCAAUAGCACAUGCACCUGUAGUAGAGGCUCUACUCGAACCCAGACAGGUAGAAAACCAGCCUACAAGUGAACAUGGGGAACUUUCACUAGUAUCUGCUCUGGAAACUCCAACUACAGAGUCAUCAACUAGAUCAACUACAGAACCAACCGAAGAACCCCGUGUGGCAGCCCUGGAAGAGAACCACAGACUGAACAGUCAAGCUCAAUUGAAUGUCAGAGGUAAAACCAUGUGUUCCUUCUGCAAGCUGCCCAUAGAUGGAAAUGUGAAAAUCUCCAUCAACAUUCCUGCCAUUUGCUGCCAUCCGGAUUGUUUAAAGUGUAAUGGUUGCAGCAGUCCUCUGGGCGAUCUCUCUUCAUCUAUGUACCACUAUGCUGGGAAAAUCCUCUGCGAGAAAUGCUUUGAUCGAAUCUUCCAGCUCUGAUGACUCAUCCUACUGCAACCUACUCCACUACAACUCAUCACCAUAACACCCAAGCACAUCUCAGUGUCUACCAGCAAGUUUCCUGUAAUUAAGCACUAAUUAAAAAAAAAAAAAAAAAAAAAAA